Messenger RNA from Aegilops tauschii subsp. strangulata, 986 nucleotides. RefSeq names its product RING-H2 finger protein ATL16-like. Gene Ontology annotation, molecular function: zinc ion binding. The record is from RefSeq and is a predicted model, not a curated record. NCBI's taxonomy places the organism in Eukaryota, Viridiplantae, Streptophyta, Magnoliopsida, Poales, Poaceae.
UUUUUUUCAGUUGAGAGCUGGACCGAGCGUGUGAGGUCGCUGUCGCGUAGCGCGGCCACUCGAUCUCGCCGAACAGUGCGCGUGCACUUUUAAGAUUUUAUGCAGGAUUAAUCCAGUAGGAUUAAUGUUAGCUAACUAACCUGCAUCUCCACGUCAGUAUAGAUAUUUGGGAAGGGAUACUCGGAGUCGGAGUGGGAUACGAUCCAGGCAUUGAACUUGCAUAGGUUGAAUCCAUCUCCAACUCCUUUCCUGAUUCUAUCGCCUAGAUAACCUACCUCAGCCGCACGGGCGCACGCCGUCUAAGGUAUCGUUCACCGCAGCCGUCGCCCGUCCCCACCGCCGCGACCGCCGGCCAUCGCCAUGGACUACGAUGACAUGUUAGAUUGGAUCAUAUGGGUGCUUUUGUUGAUCUUCGCCGUCAUCGCUGCGCUCAGCGCCGCCGUGGCGCUCGCCGUGGCGAUCGCCGAGGUGGUCCGUCACGUGCGGCAGCACUGCAAGUGGCUGUCCAUCGAGCGGCUGCUGGAGAGCAUACCCGACGUCGCAUACAAGCAGAUGCCCGAUCGAGACGGCGGCUCUCCGUCGGAGGAGGAGGGGAAGGAGUUGCGCCGGAGCCAGAGCUCGUGCGUGAUCUGCCUGGCGCAGUACGAGGGCGGCGAGCGGUGCAGCGUCCUGCCGGGAUGCGGCCACGUGUUCCACAGGGGCUGCGUCGCGACGUGGCUGCACACCACGCACAACACCUGUCCGCUCUGCCGGGCGACGAUAGCCGCUGGCGCCGCGGCACGGAAGGACAACGCCGCAGAGGAUAUGGUGUAACAAGAAGCCUAGAAGUAGAGUCUCGUUUUUAUCCCACAGUUUUUGUUGCAGUUCAGGUUAUAUUGAGGCACACUUUUGUAAUUAAGCAAGUAUACUGUAUUCUGAUGCCAAAGAAAAAGCAAGUAUACUGUAUUUCUCUGAGCUUGAUUUUUGCAGAAUAAUUGUGGCACUGA